AAAUGGUUCCAUGCCGAUACCGAUAUCGCAGCGGGUUCCCUCUAAAGUGUCACUGACUUCUGGAGUGUCUGAUGAAGCCAUCUUCCCUUCAACUUCAUCUGCUGGUGCAGGGAACCUGGGAACAGCUAAGGGGAAUGAGGACAGCAGUAGCCAAUCAGAAGAGAGUUCUGAGGGUCAGGCUGUAGAAGACCAUGUACAGAAGCGGACAUUAUCAAAUGUGCUCAGUCGUCUUGGCAACAUACUGGAUAGGCGUAGCAAUACUCUACAGACUUACAAAGACAGUGACUUCAAGCAGUACUGGAUGCCAGACAGCAGCUGUAAGGAGUGUUAUGAUUGCGGGGACAAGUUCACCACAUUCCGCCGCCGCCAUCACUGCAGGAUCUGCGGACAGAUCUUCUGUAGCAAGUGUUGUAACCAGGAACUUCCUGGGAAGAUCAUUGGAUACAAAGGUGGUAUCCGGAGUCUGCAUCUACUGUUGUAAGGUGGUUCUUCGCUACGCCCAGCAAUCUGACCAAGGUGGAGAUGUCAAGGUGUCAAGGGAAGACUUGAGGAGCCUGUCCAUAGACUUUGAGUCGGGUAGCUUCCAGGAUCUUGGAAUCUGGAGUCCCAACCUACGUCGUAUCUCCAGCAUCAGGGAGGACAGUCCUCAGACAGGAUCUGUGAGCCCCCAGGAUACAGGGACAGCUUGUGUACAGAAGAACGUUCCCUUCGACCUGACUCCACAGGCAGACUUCUCCAUACAAGAAUCCCUUCUGCGAGAGAGCAAGAUACUCAUCCAGGACUCUAUACAGUUACGUGAAUUAUGGCGACAGAUGAACGACCUUGUGAGUGGUGUAGAAAUGCAGAGUCACCGAGUUCGUCUUCGGACAUAUCACAAAUGUAUUGUGGGUAAAGAACUUGUCAACUGGCUUCUCACAAAUGACAAGGCUGCUAACAGGGACCAGGCAGUGGCUAUUGGUCAAGCCCUGGUGUUUGCCAACUACCUGGAGCCUGUAUCCAGUCAGCUGCUGGUGUUCCAGGAUGACUUCUGCCUGUACAAGCCAGGGGAACAUGCAGGCCUGGUGGAUUCCACACUCCAAGCCCAGAGUCAGACCACUGUCGGGGAGACAGCUGCCAGCAGUGAACCGCUGUGGUUCAAGGAGAUCGAGUCCAUAGACAGGGAUGACUCAUCCGUGGGGGAGGACCAGCGGUCAAGCACAACUGACUCUGACCAGAGGAAAAGCAUUUCUUCUGAGUCUGGCUCUCGAGCCAUCUUCUAUGUCAGUGAACGCUCAGACAGCGGUAGUGUGCCCAAUGACCUGUCAAAAUUAGCAGCCGUGGCCCGAGACGGGUCGUCAGAUGAACCUCUACCAAGCACUGGGCUGUCAGAUGACUUUCUCAAAGGUUCCCUGUUUGUGGGGAAGUCCAUCCCUGCCUCAGCUGACACUAUCACCUGUCCCCACGGAUGGAGGAACGCUGACCAGCUCAGGGAAGAAAAUGGAGAGAAACUGGCUUAUGAACGUCUCAGCAAGGCACACACGGAGAUGUGGGAAGCUCUGUUGAAGCAGUUGCUUAGUCACCAUGGACUGUCCCUGGGCUGGCAGCAGGUCAUCUCGUACAUCAUCCUCCAGGUCAGUCGCUUCGUGCGCCCGGAUGUCCAGGCUGAGGGAGAUGACCCCGACAUAAGGAAGUACAUCCACAUCAAGAAGAUUCCUGGGGAUCUUAAACAGGACACGUUCAUGCUGCAUGGUGUAGUGUUUACCAAGAACAUCGCCCACAAGAAGAUGCAGCAGCAGAUUCCAAACCCCCAGAUCCUCCUCCUGAAGGGAGCCAUCGAGUACCAGAGAGUGGAAAACAAGUUCUCCUCCCUGGAACCUCAGAUACUGCAGGAGAGGGAGUUCCUGAAGAACAGUGUUGCAAAGAUUGCAGCUUUCCGUCCCAGUGUGCUGAUCGUGGAGAAGUCGGUGUCGAGACUGGCGCAGGAAUUCCUCCUGGAGGUUGGCAUCACCUUGGUCUUCAAUGUCAAACAGUCUGUGAUGGAGAGAGUGGCUCGGGUCACCCAGGCAGACAUUGUGCCAUCUAUAGAUGGACUUGUGAGCCGUCCCAAGCUGGGCUUCUGUCAUUCCUUCAAGUGCCAGCCCUAUCUACUGCCUAAUGGUGACCUGAAGACUGUUGUGGUGAUGGAUGGCUGUGCCACACACCUGGGCUGUACCAUCUGUCUUAGAGGGGGCACCACAAACGAACUCAGGAAGGUGAAGGAGGUCGUGAAGAUAAUGAGCUACACCUCCUACAACUCUCUGCUGGAGAUAUCAUACUGUAUGGAUGAAUUUGCUCUUCCACCACCUAACCCUGACGAAAUACAGGCACAGGAUGACUUUGACCUUGCUCAAACAAUCCGAGAACCAGUGCAGACGGAGACUGCACAAGAGAAGGUGAAAGACAAAGAGGAAAACACACAGUCAGUGGCUGGUGACAAACCAACUCAAGAUCAACAUAUUAUUGAUGGGGAAGGAAAACGUGGGGGGAAAAAUGUAGAAAAUUGUGCCAUUGGUGAAUGUGCUAGAUCAACUGUAAAGUUGAAUGAAGGAAAAGAAGAAAAUUCGGAAGUUGUGUUGAGGAAAGGUCAUUCAGCGGAAAAAGAUUCUGAUUCAAAGCGUGUGAGUAAAGAUUCCUGUAAACGUCAGUCAGUGGAGAGGACUGAGUUGACAGAUUUGAGUGACCCACUCCACAGUUAUCAGACCAGCAAAGAUGAGUCUAUAUUUGACAGCAAAGUGUCCUUCCAGGAACACAAGCAGACUAAACAAUGGCUGUUUAAAAAAGCCUUGAUAGGUUUAGUUUUGUCAAUAUCACCAUAUCACAAAUAUAAAGUUCCAUAUUUGGAAACUGCACAUGGGUCUAAGUGUGAAUUGAGGAAAUACCUACCAGAGGAUAUCUAUUGGUCACAGUUGUUUGAAGGUGAACAAGGACAAAGGUCAAGGUCGAAGUAUUAUGACAGCGACUACUCCAGUCACUAUGCUCCCAAGUCCAACAUUCACAUUACCGAAGCUCAUCCGUUCAUCUUGCAGCAGCUUACAGCACCAUUACAUGAAAACUCCACACAGGCUCUACUGGCUGAUUUCCGAGCUCGUGGUGGAAGGAUAAAUGUAUUACCUCCCCUUGAUCCUCGUGUUGAUUUACAAAGAGAUGUGAUGCGUAAAGCAGUCUUUGAUGAACAAUCAGAAAAUGAGAAAAACAAACCUGGAGUUCUCUGGGAGAAGAAGAUUGACUGUCUCGACCCAGCUAACCACCAGAAGAUGGCCGUUCUCUUCAGUAGCUACUCUCAUAAGUCAGCCAAUCACCCCAACCCUUGUGUCUACCCAUGGGUUGUAAAGAUGGAGUUCUACGGUAACAACGAUAUAACGCUAGGAGGCUUCCUCGAACGAUACUGUUUCAGGAAAUCCUACUCCUGUCCAUCUGUGUCAUGUGACACGCCCAUGAUUCAUCACAUACGCCGAUUUGCUCAUGACAAGGGCUACCUCAACGUCGUCUUGAAAAAACUGGACUCAGUGAUUGCUGGUGGCCAGAACAAUAUCUUGAUGUGGAGCUGGUGCUGCCGGUGUAAACAGGUGACUCCAGUUGUCCCUAUCACCGUGGAUACCUGGAACCUAUCCUUUGCCAAGUACUUGGAGUUGCGCUUCCAUGGUGUGCAGUUUUGCAGAGGACGGGCCAGUGCGGAGCCGUGUACUCACUCCCUGCAUCAGGACCACAACCAGUACUUCGGCUACAACAACAUGGUGGCAUCAUUCAGGUACUCUGAUCUGUUGCUGAGGGAACUUGCUUUACCUCCUGUCAUAGUGACCCUCCAUCAGACACCUGCCAGUGUGGACAAACUCAAGGAUGUUGUGCGUAGCAUCACCAACAGAGGUAUGGAGAAAUACAGUACUAUUCUGGAGUGUACGAUGAAGCUCCGAAAUGAAACACAGAGUGAAUCUACAGCCCGGGCUGUGUCAGAGUUUGUCACAGAGCAACAGUCUGAGAAGUCAAGGCUGCGAGAUCUGGCACAGGAUGUGCAGCAGAAACUGCAGGAACUAGGUGGAGACGGGGACAGCUCAGGUACUGAGUUUAAGCCAGUGUUCCUUGAGAUACACGAUGACCUGAUCAAGUUGAAGAGACUGGUGGCUGAGGCUGUGGUACGCUGGAACACCAAAAUUCAGGAAUUCCUGACACAUCAGCAGAAGAAAUACAAGCUGCAGGCCAGUGGCUCCAAGAAGGACAGGGACAACUUGUCUGUGUCUGCAGAUGAGCUUGACCGAUCCUCCCCACGAUAUGAAGAGAGGUUGUUACACAGUAGGAAGGAAACUGACUCACCCAACAUCGAUGUUCCAGAAGGGGACAGUGGAGGUCCAUCCUCCCUGUCCCCCCAGCUGCUGGAGCGAGGAGGUUCCUCCAACAACCUGGAGGCCAUGAGAGAAGAAGACAGUGUGGACGGACGGCAGGACAAGAAGGGAAUGGUCAGGAGGACACUGAUGUCCGGCUUCUGGUCAGCCCCCGGCUUCACCCCUAUCACCAUGCCAUUCGACCCGGCGGAACACUACCUGCUGCCGCCCUGUGAGAAGAUCCCAGUCGUGGUGUAUGACUAUGAACCCAGCUCAGUCAUAGCAUAUGCUUUAAGCUGCGGAGACUACCAUGUCCGACUGAGAGAGUACCAGUGUUGUUGUGGUUCUGGCAAGGAGCAGGUCAGCAGUAUGUCCUCCAGUAAAGGAGGCCCCAAGUCUGGUGAUGUGGGAGGUGGAACUGUUGACUCGGUGCUGGAAUCUGAGGACCCUGACAACUACUCAGUUCUCACGUCCAGUACGGUCAGUGAGGUGGACAAGUCCAAGGCCAACAGCAAACAGACCAUCAGCCCCCACAUCGAGCUGCAAUUUUCCGACAGUGGGGCAAGGUUUUACUGCAAGAUCUACUUUGCCGAGCCCUUCCGCCAGCUCCGUAAGCUCAUCUUCUCAGCAGGGGAGGACAUGUUCAUUAGGUCUUUGUGUCGCUGCAAGCCCUGGGAGGCCAAGGGAGGGAAGUCUGGGUCCACCUUCUGCAAGACUGAUGAUGACCGAUUCAUCUUGAAACAAAUGUCUGGUAUGGAGGUGGAAUCAUUUGAGAAGUUUGGUCCUGAAUAUUUCAAGUACAUUACAAGAGCCUAUCGAGAAAAGAGGCCAACUGCACUGGCGAAGAUCCUUGGCGUCUACAGGAUUGGUUUCCGGAACACCCAGACCAACCAUGCCCUGAAGCAGGACCUGCUGGUGAUGGAGAACCUCUUCUACAACAGAAAGAUCACCCAGACAUUUGACCUGAAGGGCUCGAUGAGGAAUCGCUUGGUUAACACAUCAGGGAAACGAGAGGAAGAACUGGUGUUGCUUGACGAAAACCUUCUCAAAUUGAGUGUGGAGUCGCCCCUGUACAUGCGGCCACACUCCAAGACAGUGCUGAAUGCAGCCAUCUCAAGCGACUCGGAGUUCCUGUCCAGCAUCCUGGUGAUGGACUACUCCCUGCUUGUAGGGCUAGACGAGGCCAGGAAGGAGCUGGUAGUCGGGAUCAUUGAUUACAUUCGCACAUUCACCUGGGACAAGAAGCUGGAGAUGUUGGUGAAGUCCCAGAUUGGCAUUAUCGGCGGACAGGGUAAGACACCUACAGUUGUCUCCCCUCAGCUGUACCGGAGCCGCUUUCUGGAGGCGAUGAACCACUACCUUAAAGUUUACACAGAUGUUUUUCUGCAUGUUCCUGACCAGUGGAGCUGGCCUUUUUCCUUAUCCUGA
Molecule: messenger RNA, 5762 nt
Organism: Haliotis rubra (blacklip abalone)
Lineage: Eukaryota; Metazoa; Mollusca; Gastropoda; Lepetellida; Haliotidae
Product: 1-phosphatidylinositol 3-phosphate 5-kinase-like
Biological process (GO): phosphatidylinositol metabolic process; intracellular signal transduction
Molecular function (GO): 1-phosphatidylinositol-3-phosphate 5-kinase activity; ATP binding
Source: RefSeq, a predicted model, not a curated record